GCUCGAUCUUGCUGCAUGUUCUUCAUCUCUCUCUCCUUCUCUCACUAAAAAUUGCUAAGUUUCUCUCUUAAUUAAUUUGCUAAGUUCAAGGAAUACGUAGGAUUCCUUCCAAUUAUAAGGUUUGAUAUUAUUAUUAUUAUUGUUAUUAUUAUUAUUAUUAUUAUUAUUAUUAUUAUUAUGGAAAACCACCAAAACAUUACAAGCUUAACAAGCUACAAAGAUCAAUAAUAUUAAUAUUAAUAUUAUUAUUAUUAUUUAUUUUGACUUAAAUAAUAUUUGGUAUUUUUAGAAAGUAACAAAUGUAUUAAUAAUAUUUGAAAGUGAAAUAAUUCAUUCACUUCUCACCAAAGGGUCUAAAGUUUCACUCUAAGUCUAAACACUCAUCAAUUCUCUUCGAAACAUUUAUUUACUUCCAAUCAUGAUUUUCAUCCCAAAAUUGUCUAUUUUCUUUUUCAUGUUAUUUAUUACAAUAGAAACAAUAUAUUCAGAAAAUGGGCAACAAUCCACCGGCCCAAAACCCUUUUAUUUCUCUCAAUCACUCGACCACUUUAGUACCGGGAACAUGAGUAAAAUCAUGUUUGAACAACGUUAUUUUAUUGACAAAAGUUUUUGGGCCGGUUCAAAUUCUAAAACACCCCUUAUCGUCUAUUUGGGAGGAGAAGAUCCUAUAGACAACGAGGUACAAGCUAUAGGAGUGAUAAAUCAAGCUGCGCCUAAGUUUAGGGCAUUAGUUUUAUAUAUAGAGUUUCAGUUGAGGCCUUGAAAUUAAGUUUGGUAUCAUAUUAUACGUCGUAUGCUCAAUAUAAUGGACGUUACAACGGUGGGAUCAACGGGGUUUGUGAAGAAAUAGUCAAGGCAUCAGAUGAUGACUUACUAGGAGGUAUUGCUCGUUCGGCAAUUGACGGAUUCUCGUGCUAUAAUGUGGAUUAUUUUAUGGCUAAUACCAACACAAGUGGAAGCUCGUUUAACCUUGAUAAUGCAACAAAAGCGUGGAACUGGCAGGUUUGUAGCGAGUUUAUAUUUCGUAAUGGUGUUGGAAAUGAUACUAUGUUUCAACCGGAGCCCUUCAAUUUGACAAUAAGACUUGACUAUUGUAAUACAAAGUAUCACAUUCGUCCACGUACUCAUUGGGUUUCAACCUAUUUUAACGGAUACGAUAUGCGAUCAACUCUCAAACAAUUUGGGAGUAAUAUAAUAUUUUCAAAUGGGCUUAUGGACCCAUUUAGUUCAUUCGGGGUGUUGGAAGAUAUUUCAAAAACCGUAGUGGCUAUAACAACGGAAAAAGGGUCUCAUUGCUUGGAUUUCUACGAUCCACGCCACGACGAUCCUAAGUGGCUUAAUCACCAACGGAAGAAGGAGAUGAAGAUAAUUUCCAGAUGGGUUAAAGAAAGUCAUUCAUCUUCCAACAGUCCCCUAGUUUUGUUUAUAUGGUUUAGUUUUAGCCUUGUUUUUACAUUUUUAAUUUGAGUACUCACCAUACUUGAACAGUGAUAUAUGUAAAUAUUAGAUUAGAUCCCGUGCACGCACAGAUUAUGAACAGUUUUUUACAAAAUAUUUAAUUGAAUAUCUCCAAACUAUUGCAUAAUUAUAAAAUUUUGAAUAUACUCAUUUAACUA
Molecule: messenger RNA, 1616 nt
Organism: Spinacia oleracea (spinach)
Lineage: Eukaryota; Viridiplantae; Streptophyta; Magnoliopsida; Caryophyllales; Amaranthaceae
Exons: 6
Coding region: 934-1467 (177 amino acids)
Biological process (GO): proteolysis
Molecular function (GO): dipeptidyl-peptidase activity; serine-type exopeptidase activity
Source: RefSeq, a predicted model, not a curated record